Molecule: messenger RNA, 35448 nt
Organism: Cinara cedri
Lineage: Eukaryota; Metazoa; Arthropoda; Insecta; Hemiptera; Aphididae
Source: the annotation of a GenBank genome assembly
GUCGCCACUACGAUCCGGAGAGUGCUGCCGCUGGUAUUUAGCCGCGCGCGCCGUAGUAAACAAUACCCGUAUCACACCGUCCGCCGUGUUCGUACCGCCGAGCCGUGUGCCGUUGUCACGAGUGUUGGACGCUCCGCGAAUAACACACAGUAUACGAUAGCAGUAAUAAUAAUAAUAAUAAUAAUAUUAUAAGAGAAAUUAAAUCGGUUUUUAUUUUUUUUUUUCUCUCUCUCUCUCUCUUUCUCUUUCUCUCUCUCUCUCUCGUAAUCUGCUUUCGCGUUCCGUCGGUUUGUCGGCUGGUUCGUUAGGCCGCCCGUCGUUAUCGCCCUGACCGAGAAUGCUGCCGCCGCGGUCGAGCCGCACGAACGACGCCGUUGUGGAAACGCGGCGUCGGCCGUAGUGCGCGGCGCUGUAUAGACGGGGCUACGGUAGUGGUACGUGGUGUGUUCAUGUACCGCGCGCGUACGUAGGCAGUGUGUGCGACGGCCGUGUCCGUACAAAACGCGACGCGCCUUGGGUGAGAGCCGCUCGCAGCGUGCGUAAGUGUGUACCCACCGGAUAACGCAACAACAAUAACGACGACGACGGCUACGGCAACAUCAGCACCUCCUCCACACGGUCGCCGCCGCCGCCGCCGCCGCCGCCGCAACAGCAGCAGCAGCAGCAGCAGAUUGGAGCGGCUGCUGUUAGAUGCAGGUGGCCACUUUGUUCCGUGAGUCGGCCACUCUACUAGGAGCCGCUAUGGAACCCAGUUCGUCGACGGACAGCAGUUCGCCCUCUCUGAAACAACAGCAGCAACAACAACAACAACAGCAACAACAACAACAACAACAACAGUAAGCUUAUUUAUUAUUUUUAUAAGUAUUGUUUUUUCGUUUAUUUUAUUUUCGCAAUUUUUUUCUUUUCGGUAUCCCUUAUCUAUAGGUUAGUUUUGGUUGUACCCGAGUGGUGCAAUCGCGGUUAUCAAUAACGCUAUUAUUUACAGUCGGAUUGUUUAUUUUUAUACAUGCACGGGCAUGUACACCUCGCGAGACACACAUCGUUAUUGUCGGCUAACCUUGCCGCUAUAAACGUUUCGUUGGUAUUUUUUUUUUCCUUUUAUUUUUUUUUUUUCUCUUCUUUUUGCUAUCCGAGGGAGGAUCUGUCGACGCGUACGAAAUUCGUCCACGUCGUUUCGUUCCGUUUCGUUCGCUAUUAUUAUUAUUAUUAUUAUUAUUAUAUAUUUUUUUUUUUUUCAUCAUGUUCUUUUGCCUUCCCCGACCACCGUCGCCGGAUACGGUUCGUGUGUGUUGCGCUCAGACUACGCCGGCCGACCGAUUACCGUCGGCCGUGUGUGAAAAUUACAACGUGACGGCGAUUACGCUCGCACGCACAUCCAUAUAAUAGUAUAUACGUUAUUAUCAUUCAUUGUUGUUGUUGUCUGGUGUGUGUGUGUGUGUGUGUGUGUGUGUGUGUAAUAAUCGCGUUUGUACGGCGGCCGUUUUUUUUUUUUUUUCCUUUCUUUCUUUCGAACCCUCCCCUCCGUCGCCGCCGCCGCCGCCCCUCCUCAGAAAACCCCCUUUCCGCCCGGUCAAUCCGCGCGUUUAGGAAUCCGCGGGGCCGCGUGCAGUUUCGUAAUUAAUCUACCCAUCGUUUUACGGCGUUUUUUUUUAAUUUUUUUUCCCCCUCCCUCCCUCCUUCUUUUCUGGCGUCCGACCCGGCCGAAAUAUUAUAAUAAUAAUAAUAAUAAUAAUUUAACCGCGGUGACCGGCGGCCGAUCGCCGCACGUACAGCCGCGGCGGUAAGUCUUUGUCGGCCGACCCGUACGCUGCCCAUAUAACAGGUAGGCAAAACCCGUGUGACCGCGUCAAGUAUACUCGUAUGACCGACCGCGACAACGGCACGCCGCGUUUCGCAUUCAAACGCGGACGGACCGGAGACGAGAUUGCGUAUAGUCUGUAAAAAUAUUUGUACAUAAUAAUAUGUUUUGUUUUUUUUUUUUUUUUCUCUAUUAUAAAGCAUAAUAUUUUAUGCACCGGGUGUACUGCGGGCGUUUCGGCGGGUUUUCCGGUACCUAGGUGUUAUUUUGUAAUAAAAAAAAAAAAAAAAAAUCAACUAAGAAAUUGAUAGCUUAUUAUCAAUAAUAUAUAAUGUAUAAAAUGUCAGAUUGGUGUAUCUUAUCUUCAUAAAUAAUUAUUUAUGUAUUUCAGCACACCAUUCCUACUAAAUUAGUUGUACAUACUAAUUAUUUACAGAAAAAAAAAAAAUAAAUAAAUAAAAAUACUUGUUGGGAAAGGCGCUUAACAUUUUUUUUAUCGGUGCUUUACUUAAUUAUUACGGUAUUAUUGUGUUGUGUCCGCACACCGAGUCUAUUAGGUACUUAACCUCACAUUAUUAUUAAUAGAAUUACGCCUAUACGUUGGACGCGGUUAGAUAAAUAAUUUCUGCGGACCGGAGGGAUUCUUUUCGACAUUCGCGCCCGGACGAACGGAACAGUAUCUGCUGUCUAUUUUCCGUUGUUAUUUUUUUAUUUUUUUUUUUUUUUACGUGCCGUUUUAUGCCGUAGCUAUACGCCGGAAUUGUACUUUCAGAAAACGUCGAAAGUAUGCACGUGUCUUUGGCGGCGUCGGCCGCGCGGUUAGGGUGAAAGGGUUUUGUGUAAAGCCGUCGUGCCCCGGGGCCGUCGUAUACAGACUCCGAGUGCAGAUAUUAUGAUUGCGAAUCGAAAACGAAACCGGCCGAAUGCAUCGAUUUCGGGGUUCCGCUAUGAUAUUGCGUAGGACUCGAUAUCAAUGUAUUUCGUUCAAUGACAAAACUAGACGUUGACCAACGUCGUAUAACUAUAGUCGACAUAUUUUGUUCGAAAUAGCUUUCGUCGGUGGCGCCGAUUUCUCGAAUUUGUUCCAGAUUUGUAACGACGCGGCCGAGAAGCCUGUUGGGAAAGUUAAAAGGGCCCGGAGGCCGUACGUUUCGUUUCGAAGAUGCCCGCCCCGGGUCGCGCGAAAACCCCCUUUGUUUAAUGCGUAGAAAACUAUUUUCAAAUGUGUUCAACGCACACGUUUAGAUAGAACGGCGGUUCACCCAGAAACUCGUUCCUCUUAAAUUCGAAUCAAAAUCAAAAGGACAUUAUAACAGUUCCGUACGUAUUGUGGCUACGGAAACCUAAUACUAAUGACCGCGCAAUUAAAACUUACGAUUAGGUAGGCACCUAUACCCACUUAAAAUAUGGUACGUGUGGGUAAUCCGUUCACCCGUGUAAAAUAAUAUUGUUUUCUGAAUUCAUAUUGAUUCGUCUCUGGAUUUGUUGGUACCUAUGUUCAAUUGGGAAACAAAUUUCUUUAAUAUUUGAGGAAUAAUGCUCAGCGCACGCCGACGCAAUCCAACAAAUCCGUAGGUUUACACCAGUAGCGUAGCCGGAAAUCUCCCGAGUGGGUCCACUGGAUAAAAAUCAUAAAUUAUAUUAUGAAAGUCGUGUGCAUACACCGCCUGGGUACGUGCAAUACGAAUAUAUAAUAAAUCGGAGCGUUGGGGGGGGGAGGUGGCUGGGCCCAUCUGGUUCCCUUAGGUACGCCACUGGUUCAUAUCGCGGCGAACACAUUCCGUUAUACAUUGCGUGUCUAUUAUGUUUUUGAAAAAAUAAUCUCGAGUACAGUGUAAACGUUUUGAUACUUGUUUAAUGUUCAUUUGUCAAAUGCUCGUUAGUUCUUUAGGCGUGUAGUUUGGAGUCUGGAUUGUAACCGCAAUCAAAUGUAUUUAAUGGGACGUGUUAUGCCCAGAGUUGUGCUUCAUAAAUAUAUAUGUUUUUUUUAACAUUUCGUUUGAUAAUAAACACAUUUUAAACCGUUGGUUAUAAAUCACUUUUUCGUUAACACCAUAACAGUAAUUAUUCUACUUGUGAUGCCGACUUCACAAGUGCGCGUAUGCACCACGGUUUUCGGAACAUUGAAACAUUAAGUGUUCGAUUGCAUCCAGAACUGAAGUUUUAUAAAAAUUCGCUGUAUUAGUACAUUAAGUAACAAAAUAAAGGGUUUCUAAAACACAAUUUUUUAAAAACAUCUUCCCUGCUCCGCAAAGAAUCUUAAAUCUAUGAAAAACACGCGUAGUUAAUAAUAAUCGACAAGGUAGUUGUAUGCAAGUACCCCCGCAAGUACCAAUCUACCGAUUUGUUUUCGUGGUGACUUUUUGUACUAUUAUUCAGUGUUAAAACCGGUUUAAACAUACCUAUUGGAGAACUUGUGUAAUAAUAUAAACGUGAAUAGAACUUAAUUGCUUAAUAUAAAAAGCAACUAGGUAAUAAAUAACACCCAUAGGUGUUCUAUGCAUCUGACAAAUGAUAAUAAUACUUUACGAGAAAAUCAAACAAAAGCUGUACAAUUAGUAGCUUUUCCGGUAGUAUGAAAUAUUUUAUUUUGCUAGGGUAACGCUCGCCAUUCAAUAUAUUUAUUUAAUCGGUUUUAUCCAUUUGUAAUUCUUAAAGAGUUAUACGUAAAACGGCGAAGAAGAACCGUCCCAACUGGCAAUUACGUUGUAAGUAUGGUACUGAGACUAGAUAGGCAUUCGCUUCACUUUGUUUGUCAACCACUUUAUUCUGCUUCUCGCUGUCAGUCGUUGAACUGAUGUCCUGUUUUUUACGAGUACCACACGUUAAACUUGUUGAAGUAGAUAGGUACUUGAUUUUUUCUAAAAGAGUGACAUUGUUGAAAUGUAUUCUUGAAAACGAGGAUUCAACUAGACGGUCUAGACCUAUACCAGUGGCGUCAUCGCGUUAAUUCCACGGUGGGCGGAUAUUAUAAUAUUUGAUAAGAAUUUUUUUUUUUUUUUUUUAAGACUUGCGGAUUACAUAGAUAAUAAUAAUAGAUAACUAGUAGAAUAUCAUACGGCGGGAUUGGUGAUAUAGGUGGAUUUUAUAUUGGCAGGAUUGCCUACUCCCUCCCCCCUCAGGGACGCGCCUGGACAUAACCAUUUCGUAUUUUCUUGAUUUUGUUUUAUUUUAUCAAUACAUUGACCACUGUUUGAACCGGCUGUUGGUUACUUUUAACUAUUGACAUGAUUGCGUUUUUUCCUCGGUCGUACAACGGGCACAACCGCCAAGUUAAAUGAUAGAACUGUGAUACGAAUAGUUCAGCGGUUACGCGUCAGUCUAUGGGGUCGUGGGUUCAAAUCCCACACAAUGUGUAGGUAUUUUUUUUUUCAUUUAUCUUACGAAACAUUUCCUAUGACCAUGGAGGGACUCGGUUAUGACGUGAUGAUUAGAUUAAAUUCUUAAUUGGUUAGACAAUCGUGUGUCUUUUUUUUUUUUUAACCUUAAAUUAGAACAUGACAUAUGUUUUUAUGACUGAAAUAAUAAUUUCUUAUUACAAUCCUAAACAAAUAUUAAACUUAAAAGGACAGAAAUAAUAUAGGUAGGUAAUUUAGUCUAAACAAUCUUCAAUACUCAUAAAUUGACUUAUAUUGCCUACUUUACUUAUCUAUACCUACUUGUAAUCGAUUUUGAGAUAUGCAUAAUAAAUUUGUUACAGUUCAUCUAAUAUUAAAAUCGUAUCUAUUGCUUUGAUAAUAAACGAGGUAAUAAAUAUUUAAAUUAUAACGAAGUGUAUGUUUAAAUAUCCAAUUGCAAUGCAAAAUAUUUACAAUCAAACUAUUGAAAUCGUAGGUAGGAAAAAAAAAGAAUGAAAGAAUUACAAAAACUUUCAAACAUUAAUGAAUAUAUUAAUGUCAAGUUGUAGAAAGUCUGUUUCAUGCUUCAAAUGAUAUGGAACUUGAAGGUUUUUGGACUAGGUACAUCGACUGUUUGAAAAAAUAAUUUUUAAAUGAGUGGUUCAAUUGUCUUCUUCAAAUUCGUUGUAAACGAUCGAAAACCAGUAAGAAUGAUCUUAUUACCAUACCUAGCCUAACCUGGUCCACUUUUAGGAUAUUUAAUAAGUACUUUGUUAAAAUUAUCUUCGUAUAUAAUAUAAUAUUAUAACCGAGAUCACAACUAUUUAAAACGGAUAACUGUGAGGACCUGUGCCGGUACGUUUACCUGUGCGAGUAGAAACACCUAACAGGACAGGUUAGGUUUAAAAUUAUACAGUACCAUUAUGAAAAGUUGUUCGACUUUCCUGAACCUAUUCGUUUUUUAGGGGAAAUUAUGGUAAAACCCACGCUGUAUAUUAACAAAUGUGUAAAAUAUUUAAAUUCACUAUUAAUAUUUAUUUAAAAGAUAAAAAACUGAUAAGUACCCAUAGUUCAAGAUUGUGAAAGGUAUUAACAGAUUAUUUAUUUCAAUUGUUCAUCAUUUUAUUACAUGCUUUUUUCAUUAGGUAAUAAAUUAAUGAGUUGUAUUGUGUAUUUUUACUUUUUUUAACUUAAACAUUAUAUUUUUGCCUGGCGUUUUAUAAAUAAUUAAUUUAAUGAUUUGUUGCAGAACUGAACUCGUAAUCAGUUUUUAAUUACCUAUACACUGUUGUUGAAUUUUGCCAAAACUUGGAUUUUGAAUAGCAAGAUCAACUUGUUUUUCAGAAUGUAAGUCUUUACAGUUAAAAUAGCAUGACAAUUUUUUUUUUUAUUUACAAUAAUUAUUUGUAAUGUUCCCUACGUGGGGUUACCUUUGACCCGUAAUAAUAUAGCUAUAUUAUGUAUACGUAUAUAUUAUGACAUUAGAAUCCGUUUGUCACACAGCAUUAGUUAAACAAAAUGAAAUAACAUCUCUUUGUAAGACUAAAUUUACGAUUCCCCUGUAACAUUUGAAUACGUUUAAAAAUACAGAUAUUACUAUCAUAGACUUACACGUCAUAUUAUAAUAUUUACCUACCCGGGACCCGGGACAUUGAGCCCGAGGACUGCUGGGAGGCGUGGUCGUGCCAAACGGAUCGAGUGAGAUAAACUGAAGCGUGAGAGAGAACAGCAGCCAAUUAAAACGCUCGCAUCUAGUUUACUCUUCCGUCCGGUCCUCGGGCUACUGGCAAACGUUAUCAUAUACCGAAUUGCCCGGCUAGUAUUGUAUGCAGUCUACGAUUAUUAGUAGAUUUUAUGUUACCAACUGUAUAAAUUUACCACUGUGUUAAUAUUAUUAACUGCACAAUCGUAAUUAUUGGUAAAUUAUCGUUACUAUUUCGAGUUGUGCUUAUUAUUACAAGAGAAACGUAAAGGGUAUAUUUUGGUAUGUUAGUGUACCCAACUAGUGUUUACCGGUUCCUGCUUGUGCACCCUCCGAGAUAAUCAUAAUUGUAAUUGAUAUUGAUACAUUAGACAAACAUAAUUUAUUAACAAUCCUCUCUGGUAUAGAUACCAGAAGGAUCUACGUCAAAAUCUUGAAUGGCAUCACCUUGAACGGCAAAAUCUUUAAUAAAUAAUUCAGGCAAAAUCAUGAUUAAAUAAUUUCGGCAAACAUUUGAACGACAAAACCUUGAAAAAAAAAAUUCCGGUAAAAUGUUAAACAGCAAAAUCUUGAACGGUAAACUCUUGAAUCGGCAAUACCUAUUAGAUUAUUUUAUAAAGGAUAAAAAUUAGUCGGUUCAAGAUUUUGCCAUUCAAGGUUUUGUCAUUCAAGGUUUUGCCGGAAUUUUUUUCAAGAAUUUGAUGGUUCAAAGUUUUCCGUUCAAGACUUUGAUUACCCCCUCCCCCCCGUAUAGAUAACAUGUAUUUAAAUCGCGUACGAUAAGUUUUAGUUGUUUCGUUUUCCUAUACUUGCUACUAUUUAUUUUAACAGUACUUUUAUGCACUUAUAUUCGCUAAAUUUAAUUGUAGUUAAAAUAUUUAUAACAAUGCGUUUUAAAAUAAACAAUGGCUUAUGUAUAAAUCUACUCGAACAUUUGUGUGUGUUUUAUAAUGUUAUUUAAAGAACCAUUCUGUCAUAAUCGUUAGGUAAAAAUACUAAUAAUACUUUACUAUAUGUAAGUAUUAUUUACUCAAGGCUGGGAAAGUAAAUAAUGCACAUUUAAACUACUUAAUGUUAAGUUAUUGUAAAUACGAAACAAAAUUAUAUAAUAACAAACAUAGUUGAAUUAUUAAAAGAGCAUUUUAUUUUGUUCCGUUCAGAUACCUAAGUUAUGAAUUCAUUAACGUGCAUUUUUUAAGUAAUAAUCAGUAUAUUAUGUAUAGGGAGCCCGUAAUAAAAGAGUGGCCACCGUUGUCGUCAUUUCUGAUUGAGCCCCGUUAUCUGUGAUAACGUUUCGUUCAAACAAUAUUAUCAAUUAAUAUAUCAAUGUUUUUCUAAAAGUUUUCAAACUAUAUACGUUAUGGUAUUCAUGAAAUUAACUAUUGCCUUUGUUUUCUUCAAACUAUCACGACUCGUGACCUCUUAAUUGCAUUCCUUUUUUAUUAUUUGAAUACGUUUUCAGAACUUCCGCAAGUUGUCUAUGUGUACAUAUUAGCUAUUAGUUAAGAAGACUUGACGUCCGAAUUUACUGUUUCGGUCCAACUAAUCGGUAACAAAGCAAAAACAUAUAUACGCAGACCGAGUAGAUUGCAGCUUGCAGGUAAUCUUUAAUGUAUAAACAUUAAUCACGUUUACCGAAUGGCCAUUAUUUUGUUGAUCGAAUUGUGUUUGUGACCUAACUAUUCGACAUUUAAUUAUGCAUUAAAAAUUGAUUAUUAUCGCCGGGUACGAAUUAAAUAUUUGCAAACCGACAAUUUAUAAUGUUUAGGUAGGUCAAUAUCUAAAUUACCCUGCAAGUCGUCUAUCUCAAUAGCUCGCAGUUUCAAAACUAUAGCCUGGCUCCGUGCAACGUUGUUGUUACUGAUGAUUAGAAUUUGGACCAACCUGAUAACGAUGUUUGAUCGACAAUUUACACAAUAUAGCGCGGUCCGUAUGUAUUGAUAAGAGGUCACUCUCUAUAAUACAUAAGAAUUUUCGUUAUUAAGUAUUGAAUUGUAUUUCUUUUAUUUUCCCUAAUUGUUAUUCAAUCGUUCACGUUAUUUGUUACCUUUUUUAUAGGCAGGUUUAACUACUAGUGCUCAACAUGAAGCUUGACUUUACAUCGUUCAGUCUAUCCGCUGCAAUAUUAUUUAUUAUAUUACACGGUUUCGAAAAAAACGUAAAAAUCGUUCGGGUUAGCGCAAGUGUUCUGUAAUAUUUAUGUAACACAGUGUACAGUAUACACAUAGUGGUUGUAAUUUUUUUUUUAUGAUUUAAUUUUAUAAUAUUAUUGACAAAUACGAAACAAACUUCGAAAUAAACUAACACAAAUAAAUUAUUAAAUCCGUUCGUAUUUAUAUACCAGCUAAUUAGUCGAAUCGAAUGUUGACAAAAUGUUUUUAUUUAUUUUGGCCGGUAUUGCCUCUGUAGGUAUAAAACACGUUUAUUAUAUAAAUUGUAUACGAUUUUCGCGAAGAAAAACAAAAAUCAAGAUGAUGCGAUAACAAUUUGUUUUUUAUUUUGUAUUAAUAGCCCGCCGCAAUCGCUGUAGUAAGACGAUUAUUAUACAGAUUCUCGUGCAAAUAACACGAUUCUGUAUGGAGUUAAAAGUUUUACAAAGGUAAAUGUUUCCUUUAUGUUGUAUUGUUUACCGCGGCGGAUUUUCUCGAUAUUCGGUACAUUGAACCCGAGAAAUUCGAUAAAUAACUUUAACAAGCGCCUGCUAUACGUGUUUUCGCACCUUUUCCGCCAGACGCAUUUUAUACGACGUGUCGACAACAACGAAAACUUUUUUAUUGUCCCGUAAAUUAACCGGGAAACCACUAACUUCCCCCCUUUUUUUCCGUAAAAUUAAUAGUUCGCCCGCGCCGCUAAAUGAAUCGGUAAUAAUUAUUACAAUAUUAAAUAUGCAUCUAUACUUAUAUCAUAUUGAUUGUUAUAUGUCAAUAAUAAAGUUGAAGAAUCGCUUGUUUUAUUUCGACGGGGCCCGGGAGAUGGGGACUUUUAGUUUUCCACUUUACAUAGGUACACGGUAUUUGUUGGUUUUUUCAGGUUACAACGGCAAACGCGUUUACGUACGAUUCGCGCGUGCGGGUAACCCGGAGACCAAAUAUUGAACACGUGUUUAUAAACUAGGGUAAAUUUGACGAUUUUACCAAGAAUCGCGCAAAAACUUAAAGCCAAGAAAUGUAACGUAAGUAUUAACUCGUAUAGGCACCUAAGCGCUUAUUACGUUUUAAUUCCGAAUGUCGUUUAUUUAAACCGUGUUUACCGGCGAUUAUCCCGUUUAAAUUUCAAACUUUAAUAAAAAAUAUACCUAGGUUGUGGUAAUCAACAACCGUCCUCGGACCACGGUUUUCCACUCAGUCGAAUGUAUUUGUUCGUUUAAUUUUUUUGAAAAUGUAUCUCAUCGGAACUAUAAUAUUGGCGUGGCUAUGCGAUGGCUAAUACCUUCCCGUCGAUACUUUUCAAAACUAUUUUUUCAGACGCACUAUGCUGCAGUAAGUUAAUGGUUUUGGCCGGGGGGUGCAAAGAGUUUGUGAGGCCAGUCCUUCUGCUCCCCUCGCCGACAUGUCAAUUAUUGUUUAAAACAGUUUGCAGUAAAUUCAAAUAAUAAAAAAUAAAAGGACUCGACAUAUUUCGUACCACGGGUGGCCCACUGUUGUGUAGGCGAAACUAUUGCGGAACUCUACAGUAUUGAUUUUUUCAACAAAAUUAGCGUUUUAUUAAAAUAUUAAAAUAAUAAAAACUUAAUAAUAACGAGAAAUAAAUAAAAACGGUUGCCAAUGGUAAUCUUAUUUUCAAUCUUUUUUUUUUAACUCAAAGAACCGGUUUUUCCUCAUCUCGAAUAUUAAUGUAAAUAUUUUGAAUAAUGACUUUUCUGAAGUACCGACUACAGCAAAAAUGCAAUAAAAAAAAAGGUCUCUUGUCAUGUGCUUUGAUCGAAGCAAGAUGUCUAGGAGAAAUUUUGUACACGGCAUAAAAAUUAAGAAUAAAAUAAAUAUCGUUAAAAAAAUUGAACUUUUACGCCCGCCGGCCAGAGUGUCGACUAACACCUAGGCGCUUUAUGGAUACAAACUGUAUGUAAGCAUCCUGCCCCCCCCCCUCUAAAAAUGGCGCCCCUGAUUUACGCUAUUUUCACACGAUAUCGUCGUUAUUGGGUUUUCGUCACCAACACGGUAGAUUGUAUACCGUGUAUAGUUUCUAUAGGUCCGCGCGAAUUACAAAAAUUAAACUGUAGCCAAACGAAUCGCGCCAGCGAGUAUAAUAGGUUUCGUUAAUAGAACAUGAACGGUUUUCCGCACUAUUUACCAGUAACGAAACGUCGACGGCCAAUCGUGUAACAUAGAAAUCUUAUCAAUAAUGUAUAUGUUAUCAUGACCGGGUAUCGAAUCGUACACCGAUGUUCGCGUGAAAAGAGUUCCAGUCGAACCGUUCGUAGAAACGCUGUAGCGCGACAAUAUUAAGCCGUGGAUUUUCCUGAUUUACCUCCGCUGUCCGCGAGUCCCCGUUCUGUGAUUUCCAGUGCCGUAGCCGGGAAAAAAUUUGGGGUGGGGACCAAUCGUUUUUAUUAUAUUACCUAACCCGAAUAAAAUGAGCUGUACAAAACAGAUUUCGAGGGCGGGGCGUGCCUCCGUGCCCCUUCCCCCCUCCCUCUCUACCACGACACUGCGGCCCGAAUCGAAAUCGUUACCAAUAUAUCGUUGCGUUCAAUCGACAAAACGAUUGUGUAUACACGCCGCACUCAACAGUUUGAUGAUAAUAUUUUAUCGUCGGAUCUCGUUCCGAAAUCGGCAACGUCGCCAACUAACCCUAAUGCUACCCCGGCGUUCAAUAAAUUAUCGUACCGAAUUUUCGGAACGAUAUUUUUUCUUAUCAGUUCUCGUUCGCGUGAUUUAAAUUCGUGCCGGAAACGAGGCCUACGGUAUAAUACAGGAAAACCGUUGGCGGGCGACGCAUAAAACGCGAGAAAUUAAUUGCAGGUACACACUAUGCGGUGACCGUAAUAUUCGGGAAAAUAUUGUAAUUCGCGGGUUUCUAAAAUAUUUUUUUUCCUUCGUAGACACGAUUUCAUGUCGCACUUCUCCCCCUCCCACCUCGGUUACCGACCCGACGCGUUUCGUAUACGGGUCCGACACGAGAGUGUUUGUUCGCACUGCACGAGUCGGCGAGCGGGGCCGUAACCGUUGAGGCGCACCCAGACUCACGCCGAGAUGCCCCGAGAACACCCGAGAAACGUGAAUGCGAAUAGUUUCUUUCCGUCUCGUUCUCUCUCUCUCGCCCGUUCUUGACGUUCAUCGUCGGUAUUUUUUGCCCGAGACAAAGGGUUAUUACAAAGGACUUACUGCAUUCACGUUUUGUCUCGGACCUGCUGCAGUUUGAAUGUCGUCCAUGCCGGAUAGGAACGUAGAACACGGGUGAAGUGAAGCAGUGAAGCCGAGAAUAUAUCGAGUGUGGAUAUUAUAUUGUUUGUUCUCGCGAGAAGUCUGGAGGGGCUUUGUAACCGGGAACCUCCCGCGCGAAUACCAUUCCCGAAUACCGUUUUUUCCGGGCCCGACUCCCCUGCCCCUCUCAUUCGCGUGCGAAAUCGUUUGUUCCCGCGCAACGCGUUCUAAGUAUUAUUAUUAUUUCGCGUAUACUGCAGUGCGGGAAGACGCGUCGCGUUGGCGUCCGGAAUUUCGGAAGGCGAGGUUAUUAGAACAAUAAUAAUAAUAAUAAUGACGACGACGAUAGGUACUCGUCGGAACAUUAUCGUUUGAACGGUUAGAGAAUCCCGCCGCCGCCGCCGCGAACUCGCGUUUCCGAGGAGCCGCGCGGUUAGUCUCGUCGCCGAGAGAGAUGAUAUUCGAGUUUUCAGAAUCGUGUUAUCGUCGUCGUCGUCGUCGCCGGUUAGUGAAUCGAUAUUGUGUAACGUCAACGGACUCGUUGGGAUGGGCAUAACGUCAUUAUGUUCGUAAAUAUUUCGUGGCGGCGGCGGUACGGGCCACCAUACAAUCGCCGCCGCAGCCGACACGGUGUCUGCGCGUGCGAGAAUAUUACGCUGCGGCAUUGUAUACGGGCGUAACGCACACUAAUUAUCGUUUUUACACGUCACACAGCCGAUAUUUUAUACCUGCCUAACACCGGUGCGCGGUGCACAAACGCCGAACACGCCUGCCUACGGCGAAAUAUCCGCGCGAAUCCGUACGCGUGAAAAUUGUUUCGAAAAAAACCGAACGACGACGACGACGACUAACAGAACAAAAAAAAAAAAAAAAAAAAAUUAAACCGUAUUAGACCUUCGAGUAGGCGGCGGCGCGCGCGAUAUCGCCGCCUACAUAAUAUUAUUGAAAGGUUUUUUUUUUUUUUCUAUUCUCCGAACGUUGAAAUAAUAUUUAUUUUUUUUUUUACUAUAACAAUUUUUCGCCCGCGUGUUAAAUUCGUUGUUUUUUUUCCGCUUUUUUCUACGCCGUACUCGACUGCGGAGAGAUAACGGCGCGCGCGCAGACGUUUUCUGUUUCACCCCUCCCCCUCCCAAUCGUGCAUAAUGCGCAAUAUUCAUCAUCUGAAAAUCAUUACAAAUACAUAUAUUAUAAUUAUUAUCUCUUUUCUCGCGUCCAAUCUCCCGUUCUCGUUUUACGUUCGCAACACCCGUGUUAUACCGGUAAUCCGACGAUCACGACGUGUUAUGUUUUCGAGAUUAUUAUUGUUUCGUUGGCUAUCUGCAAAACUUCUCGGAUAUUAAUCGUUGUAGGCGCGGGCAGGCCGGUACGUGGUAAUAAUAAUGACCGCGUGGUCGGCCGUCGUUUUUUUUUUUUUUUACAAGUCCCCGCGAAAAAUUCAAUGACCCGGGGGGCACAAUCGAACUGUUCUGAACGGCUGUUGCGACGGCCACGCAAAUGAACGAACGCUCGUCGCAAACUAUCGGAAACACCGUCGCCGGCAGUAUAAAACCAUCCGGAGGUGGGCGCCCCGUCACCGACAGAAAUAACGGUUCGCGAAACGUCUCGGAUAUUCUUAUUAUUAUUAUUACUGCGGGUUCGCCGUAAUAAUAAUAAUAAUAAUAACCGCGUUGUCGGUCGUCGUUUUCGCCGUUUGUUUCGCAACGGAUAUCGUGUGACGGACACAAUCGAACUGUCGAACUAUUCCAAUAGCAUUUCGCAAACUACUAUCCCCGGGGCUACGGGGAAAACUGUUCCCCGGGUGCCCUCGUUGGCCCCGACGGGGUGGGGUGGCAUCUCGUCGUUGAGCCGCCGCAGUACGCGAUCUACCCGGACGCGCGUAAUGUUAUCGCACAACUACCGCGCGUCUAUUAAAGUUACUACGCAUGUAUUAUAGUUUUCCUUCGAACCGGUUUCGAUUGAAAACGCCGUUUUCGCGAGUCCGCGUUGUGGAAACCACGGCGCCGGAUAUCGGUGUCGUCGCAGUACACCGUCCGUCCCGUUCGGACGGACGAAUCGAGUACGAUUACAAGAAAUAAUAAUAAUAUUAUGUUUUUCGAUUUCGCGGGGUUACCGGUCGAUCGCCCGUUUCGGUGUAGAUCGCGUUGUGUACUGCGCACACACACGUACGCACAAAUACACCGACCGAAAUAACGUACCUUACAACACGAAUAUCGUUUUACCGUUUGCGACACGAUUUUCGUCGACCGUAGAAAACGUGUAUUUUAAAAUCGCGCGUGGCGCGCGUGUGUACGACGGGAAUUCUAGCGUUUCAGCGAAACACGACGCCACCACCGCCGCCGCCGCCGACACCACCACCACCGCCGCCGCCGCCACCACCACCACCGCCGCCGCUACCACCGCCGCCGCCAUCACCGCCGCCGCUACCGAUAGUGUACCGUGCACAGGACGAGGCACGGUCCUGUAUGGUGUCCCGGAUUUUUCAAGUGGCGGGGUGGGGACUAUGUACAUUUAUAUAUAUAUAUACACACACACACACACACACACACACACACAUAUAUAUAUAUAUUAUAUAUAUAUAUAUAAUAUGUAUUAUAAUGCAGUCGGGAGCUCCAUUGCCGCCGCCCCGUCGCCCCCGCCCUCGCCAAAAUGAGCUCGAACGAAAAAUACAGAGCGAAAAAUCAAUAUACACUUCCUCGAUUUUAACGCCGCUCCACGAUGCUAUGCGUUUACAUUGUUACAUUCCGCUUUCGGGAAAAUUCGACUGCGCAGCUGCUAUAGUCGUCGUUGGAUGUUGCCGAAAUAUUUUGAUCCUGUGAUGUUAUCGAUUAUAAUAUACUUGGAGCGGGCGGCACCCGAUUGCCGGGAACGAAUUUUGACCGUUGCGAGGAAUUCCGACCGGACAAACCGAACGGGGCGCCGCCGCGGCUGGAUCCGAUGGACGUUAUUUUCACUCGGUUGUCAACGGUACGAGGUCCAACCUUGAGAAUUUUAACAACGUUUUUUAUCUUAUCGAUUGGAUAUGGCCGGGGUGGAGGAGCGGUGGGGGAUAAAUCAUUAUGUACUGUAUAUGCACGCGAGCACGCGCAUUUUACUUCAUUGUGUCACAAUGAAAAAUUAAAAUAUCAACGGCGUAAAAACCUAGGGGGGAAAAAAAAAAACAACACAAUAUCGCGUGUUAAUAUAAUAUGGUUUAUUGACCGCGCGUUCAUAAUGACGAUGAUGGUGUCGAACGUUUUUAGAACUGUUUAUACAGAGCGACGCCGCCGACAGACUCUGUCCUUUCAGGCGACUUUAGGGGGCCCCAUAUUAUAUACUAUGUUAUAAUCUGCUUAGGUUCCAACGCAGAAAGGGGCUCCAGUAGUCAAUCAUCGUCAUAUUUUUCGUCUAAUGCAAUUUUGCCUCCUUUUUUUUUUUCUUUUUUUUUUCUUUUAUUCGUCCGUCCGUCCGACUUGCAUUACUGUAUCCGUGUGUUUUCAAAAUGCGCGUGUAUUGAUUCGAGUGCAUACAAGGCGACGUGCUAACGUUGUCUACUCGAAACGGGCUGCGGACGCAAAUGGCAUCCAUUCCGGUGGGCCGGACACGCGGAUAACGAUGUCCGUUUAAAGUACAUGGAUAUAUCUUAUCGUACGGUUCUGGCGGUGUCGAUCGAUAAUGUCGGACACCGUAGACCGAAUGGUUUUUUCGCCCGUUCUCUCCGCCCUCCGUCGUUUUAUCUAAACCCCUCCACCCCCGGUUUUUUUCUCUCCUAUUGGUUAGGUUUUAGACGUACACUCGGGACAGUAUAAUUAUACAAAACUUCCUCGGAGCACCGUCCGGCUCGAACCGGCAGUGUAAAAAAACGCUUAUUAAAAUUGUACCACUGCUUAUAAAUAUCAUCAUUGUUGUCGAUAUGAUAAACUUGUCAAUCAAAGAGCCCCCGUCGGACGAUCCCGUUCGUGUCUGUAGCCGUUUUCGUGUAGGAAACGUUCACAUACGCUGCCCGGCGAUUUCUCUGUUCGGUGUGCAGCCCGAACGGCUCCCGUAUUCGACGACCACAAAUUCCGCUGCAGUGGCAACACUGUGUUAGUAAAAACCGUACGAUGAUGUUAUAACAUUCAAAACUGUUAAUUAAAAUUUAAUUAAUUAAAUCUACCUGUUUAGGGCCGUAAAUCUAUUGAUUUUUUUAUUAUGUUUAAAAAAUAAUAAUAAAUAAUUGGAUGACAAUUUUUACUCGCAAGUUUUUGUCAUUUUAACUUAAUGAUAAAUAACGAUUAAUUACAAAAAAAUAUAAUACCUAAUUGUAAAACAUAUAAAUCAUAUUCUUAUUGUCUAUAUUGAUAAUGAUAAAAGUAUUUUUGUUUAUUGGACUUGAAAUUAUCGAUAUAUAUACUUCUUUAUAAAUUCAAAAAACACCAAAAUACUUUUAACCUAACUUCUCAUUAGGAAGUCCGUAGUCUACUCGAAGUUAGGUUGUGUCGAUUAAUAUUACGGCAUUCGUCUAGGAAAAACAGGAGCCUAAUGAGCUAUAGCCAGGAGCGGACUGGCCCGAUAGGAUUCCCGAAUGAAUCGCGGUGACCCGGGUUAAAAUGUACCUACAGGGUCCAACUGAUAAUUAGUACUUAAAGGAUAAUCCGAUUAUAAAAAUAACAUAGCUUUAUGUAUAUAUUUUCGGGCAUUUUUAAGAAGCCGGUAAUAUGUCUAUAUUCACUAUUAAAAUCAACGAAAAAAUGUAACUCAAAAACGACAGACUACUAUUUUGAAUAUUAUAUAAUAUAGCGUUUAGAAAGUUUCAGGUAUUUUACUAUUAUAUACCUAUAUUUAUUAUUAUUAUUAUUAUUAUUUUUUUUUUUUUGGUUAAAUUCUCCUAACUAUAACCAAACAAAAUUUCCCGCCCUGAAAUAUCCCUGGUGCUCUCUUACAGGCUAUAGUCUCUCUAUAGCAACUGAGCUAUCUGACUUCCGACACUGUUGCCGGUGUACUUGAAUGGAGUAUAACGUUGUGAAUUUAGAAGGUUGGUGAAAGGUGUGUGGUAGAAGGGACAAUGCGGAGCGUUUGGGAGCAGUGUCAAUAAGAGAGUGUGGCCGACCGCAUAAUGCAUGCCGAUUGGUCGAUCCGUCGUUAUCUGCGUAUACCCUUGGACCGCCAUUUUAUAUACAUAUUAUUGUUUAAAGAACCUAUUGUGCAUAAUUGUAUAGAAAUUGACCAAUAGGGGAACUGUUUUCUCAUAUUGGUUAAUGGUUAGGUCGAGCGAAAAGCUGAUAAGAGCAUUUUUCAACUCUCUUAUUUUACAUCGUAGUAAUAUGCGGUCGACACAACAAGUGAAUAAGAUAACACAUUCGAAUUGAAUAACAGGAUAUAAAGGCGAAAUUAUUUAAAAAUCAUAGGGGGGGUCUAAGUUUUUUUCAAUGCUUAUGUAAUUACAAAGUAGAAAAUAUGUCAAAACAAGUUGGAAAAAUCAUUUUUUUUCUUUUUAGCUCUUUCAAAUUCUCGUAACUAUAAUAUUGCCGUCAGGUUCCAAAAAUCCUUCUUUUAUUUUUCUGUACCAGUAUUAUAUAGGUAAACCGAUGCCGGCUUUUAUUUUUAAUGCGAAUAAAACAAAGCUAGUGUAAUUUGUAUUUUGUAUACCAAUAUUAAUUUUGUUAUCUGCUCGAAAUCCGUAGACGCGAAGCCCACAAACACGCCGUUCGCGAUUAAUAUAAGAAAAAUAAAUCGUUAUCACUCGUUAGUGCAGUCUGCAGUUGUAGUGAACUAUCGCGGUGUUACACCGUAUCGAAAUGACGCGUCCUGUGUAAUAUUCGAUAAAAGAAACGAACGGUUGUGAUCGCGGACAAAAACAAAAAAAUCCGAUAAACAAUCGCUCUAUAUAACCCUAUACACAAUAAUUAUCGGUUCCGAAAGAACCGGAACCGGCCCGUCCGGUUAUCGCUGAACGAUAAUGUACACCGAUUAUACAGUAUGCUUCCGUAGGCCGCACUGUCGGCGUGCAUAUACAAAAUGGCGGUCCGUUCAAUUAGCGGCCGGGUUCGCCGCUCGUUCUUAUGUCAUACUACACCUAGUGAUAUUGUAUCCGGUCUCUCGGUGAUUAUUGUGCUGCGUCCGAAUCGCGUUCAUAACAGAGGGAAAAAAAUAAUAAAAUACAUCGCGUCCGCGAUAUUAUAAUAUUGUAUUCGCGCGACACGUCCCGAGUGGCAUCCGACUCGGUUUGUCGGCCCGAUAUGUCCGAGUCGCGUCCGCAAUAAUUCGUGAUAACCGUAAUACCGGCAUCCGGUCUUAUCUAUUUAAACGUUCGUCUGUGUACAAUAAUAAUAGACGACGACGACGACGGCCGUCGUAUCGAAUAAUUAUAUACGACACUGGAAUGCUAUAUAAUAUUACUCGUAUGAAAAUAAAUCGCGUUGAUAGGCUUAAUAUAAUACUGUUUUCAUUAUAGGUACGUGCAGUUUUAUUAUGGAGAAUGACGGUAGUUGUUGGGUCCGUGAAAGUGGACGGGGGCAGUCAGUGGCGCCGAAACCAGCAGUCAAGGGUGGCGAUUGCCGCCCUUCUUUUAACGGGUGGGCGGUGGUGGAUCUUUGAUCCUGGUAACUGAGCCAUAUUUUUUAUCGAAUUAAGAAUGUUGCGUGGGAGUUUGUUUUGUAAACGGUCGUGGGGAUCUAUACGCCUUUUUUACCAGUCCACCUUCUUAAAACACGAUUCGGCGCCACUGGACGGGGAAAUAUUAUAAUAUUAUUAUCGGCGGGGGGGCUCGGGGCCUCGCGCUUUUUACUCGGUUUUGGGAUCUCGCGUGCGUUUAAAAAUAAAACAAUACGAAUUAUAUUAUAUUUAUCAAAAUACUUUUAAAUUUUGCUCUGGGUCUCGCAAAUCCUGAGGGCGGGUCUGAUUGCCGGGGUCACAACCCCGGAUCCACUGUCGAAAACCGGCGGUCGUGUAUAACUUUCGAAAUAUCGUUUUUCGGACGAACCGAGUACGUUCAUAGUUUUAAUACUUAUCGUAUAAUGCUGCGGCUUGUAAUUUAGAGAUUAAAAAAAUAAUAAUAAUAGCAAUUAAAAAUACGCCGCCUAUUUACCCGAUUUGUCGUUUCUUUAUCGAACAUUAUGCCCGCGCGAAUUAUAAUGUAAUUCGUUUUACGAAAUGAAACCUAAUUCUUGACUGGCAGUAAUCAUUAUUGUUAUUAUUGUUUUUUUUUUUUUUACCGUUUACGUUGUAAAACAUUUUAAUGUAAUCUCGUCGCUUAACAUUUCCGUAAUGUUAUAAAAGCCAGUUAUCGUCGAGUUCUAAAUGAUUCCGUCGUCGGUCGGAUAAAAUAAAUCAGUGGUUCUUAUAUAUAACAGGGGUGGCACGAGGGAAAUUUCGGUCGGAAGGGCAAAGACGGAGGUAGGUUCGAAUAGUUUUUAUUUCAAUAAUUAAGGAACCCUGACUCCCACUUCACCGUACAUACGUAUUAAUAAAGUUUUCUCCUCCCCCCGACUAUUAUUCGUUGCAGGACAGUCAGUUUUAUCUUGAUAAAGACCGAACCCAGUGUUGAGAACCACUGGAAUAAAUCGAUUUUCCAAAAUAAAUAUUUCUUUUCUUUUUUUACCGUUUAACUUUUACGACGGCGGGUAGAUAUAAUGUGUGUAUUUUUUUUAUUUGUUUGUAUACAAUAUUAUCGUAAUAAUAUUACGCAAUAUUAUACGGUUCGUUAAAAAAAAUAUAUAUAUAAAUGUAUUAGGAUCGUAAAAUAUUUGUCCACCUUCCCGGAAACUAUUUAUUUUUAUUUCAUUUUGUUUUCUUUUUUAUUUAUUUAUAAACGACGCGACGUCCUUGUAAUAAAUUCGGUUAAACUUUGUUUUGUCCCGGUUAUACACGAUAGUCGAUCGUAUUUUCAACAGUUUAAAAACUAUUCGGUCGCGGAUAAUAAAUAUCCGACCGAAACGUUCUGUAGUAUGUCCAAACUGUCGAAAACUUGAUGGUACAAACUAUUCGGAAGUGCCCGUCGCUAAAUUAAUAAUAUUUCUUCCUAUUUAGGUAAUCGCCCGCUAUAGGACCGACCCGUCAUCCAACCUCGCCUCCAGUUUUCCCUAUCCGCGUUUUCCAGUCUGAUCGCUUAAGGCUUCCGCGUCUUUCAAUAAUUACUACGUCCUAUAUACAUCCCUCCCGUUUUACUAUAUCUUUUUCCUUCGAGCACUUUUAAUUAGAGGCAUAGCUAGACAUAUUUUUCUUGAUAGUUCCGGAUAAAAUAAUAUAAAUGUUUGUAUAGGAAAAACUAUACCAAUACAAAUUUGCGUUAAUUUUCGGAGAAAAGUGUGGAGGCAUACCGGGCCUACACCCGCUGACUACGCCACUGCUAUUACUCCUAUCGGUGUGGCCGUUACAUUCGGAUUUUCGGAUGAGUGUUUGUUUUCAAUCUUUUUCCCUUGUUUUUUUCCACUCGCCGCGGCAUCUUUCACCGUUCCGAAAAUCGUCCGUAUAAUAUUUUCCUUUACCGAAACUAAAAGUUUUCUUUCUUUUUAAAGGGUUUUAAUAAUAUCCGUAUUAGUAGUUUAUACUCUUUUCCCCCUCUCAAUUUAAACGAAACGUCUCGGCCAGAUUAAUUUUUAUAUUACGAAACUAUCUCCCGUAAUUUUUCAUUAUAAAUUUCGUCUUUAUACAUAUUUCAUUUAUAAACUAAUUUUAAUUUUUCUCGAUCGUUUUUUGCGGUCUUGUAUUAAAGUAUAAUAAUUUACCUACGAGCUUUAAUAAUUAUUCGGUUUUAUAUACUCUUUAAAAUCCGCCGCCGCUUAUAUAUUAUAAUAUAAUAAUUAGUAUAAAAUGCGGACAAUUACCGUUUUUGAAAAACUUUUUACAAUUAAACGUUUGAAGACGAUGAAAAAAAAAAAGUAUAAUAACAUUAAAGUUUCCAACGAAAAUUAAUAUAGAAAGAAAAAAAUACGGAAAUGAAAAAAAAAAAUGUUCAAUCGUUUUUUUUUUUUUUUUUUUUAUUACGAGUAUUUCCCCGUAAAACUUCUGUUUAUCCGACAGUUUGAAAAUUCGCAAAAAUAUCGCCGUCGUGGUUUUUCUUCGGGGGAGUUGGGGGGUUACGGGUGUUUGUUAAUUGUACGCCGCCGCCUGUCGAAGGAUGAAGUAAAACAAAACGGCCGUUUUUUUUCUGUCCGUUGUUGUUCGACAUGAAUUUAUAUCACAAUAUCGUCGACGUACGAACGAUAUCGUAAAAAUAAGUUCAACGACCAUUACAAUAAUCCCUCCCGCCCGAACCGCCGCCGUUCAGUUCUUUGUAACGCACGACCUCUCUGUUCACGUGCAGCAACCCUGCAGUGCACGUUCCACUACUACGCUACCCCUGACCAGGUCGCCUGUUGUUGGCCGGAAUCAUAAAUCAAUACACCCCUACCGCGCGCCGCCGCCGCAGACCGCCCCCUCACCCUCACCCACCGCACACACACCGCCGCCCUCGGUUUUGCUAAUCUCCCUCUUUCUUAUUCCCUACGCCGCCGGACCCGCCGCGUGCCGUCACACGCGCGCACGCUCGUCGCGUGUCUGUGCAAUAGGUUUGCGCAUAAAACCCGUAUAAUACGUUAAAACCCGUCGCCGUCUGACUACGGUGACCGGGCGGCAAACUUUUCCGGACGAAACAAAAUCUAAAGAAAUUCGUCCGUGAUUUAACCGUUGCCGAACAAACUCCGAGCGGUGGCGGCGGGAGGGUGGGAGAACGAAAAAUAAUAACACCGGAUACCAGUUAAUAAUAAUAAUAUUUACCUUAGAUGUUCCGCAAAUAAUAUUACAACCCGAAAAAUAUGACGUUCUCGUCAACAAUUAAAACACUGUUUAUUAUCCCCGUAUACGUAAUAUUUUGUUACUCCGAUAAUAUCAUUACGAUUUUAUAACAAUAACUUGUUAUUAUGAAUUAAUAUAUUCGAAAUUUUUAUUUUAAAUUGUCCGGGUUUCUCGUAUCCGUUACAUUCGAUACGAAUAGCCUAGCCCGUAAUUUAUCGAUACGCGGCAUAUUAAUAAAUAUCGACGCGCAAACAAAGACGGUGUAUCAGCCUAUUUUCAAAUUGAAAUUCUGUUUACCGAAAAAACCGAUCGUCGAUAAUCGGCCAAUGACGGUCGGUUAUCAUAUUUUCAUUACAAACUCUGAUUAAAAUUCCACGUUUUCACGUUUGGCUAGAAUAUGGCGCUGAAUCACUUGCGUACUCCGGUAGUCCGGUUAUUAUUCCAAUUACAAACAAAUUACCAGUUACCCGAAUAUUGAGACUCGGACUAUUGCUGAUUUUGGACUAUAAUGAAUUUCGGCUAUUUGUCCGCGUAAGUACUCCAAAUACAAACAUAUUAUUUCGUACACAAGUUGGUUAUUGUUUUUAUUUUUGCAAGGUAAACUUCUGUCCUAACUCAUCACUAUUUACAUUAAUAUUGGAUUUUUGUGAGAUUUAUGACGUCCACGAUGUAUUUAAUAAUAAUGAUUGAUUAGGUACAGAAAAUACUUAAAUAAAUAAUGAAUCAUAGAAAUAUCAAAAUAAUGUAUUGCCACAAGGCGGUGUGUUAGGGGGGUGCGAGCGGGCGCUUUGAUCACCGCAGGCACGUUAAUGAAAAUUUGUCAAGCUCUGUAAUUGAAUAUUUUUACAUUAAACGUAUGAGUGAACGCCCAAAGCGUUUUUAAUUUGUUUUUUAUGCUCAUCAAUAAUUUUUUCUGGCACCAAGUGACAAUUUAGCUAGGCAUGACACUGUAUUACAAUAUAAAUUAAUAACCUUUGUCAAAGGAACAUUUGAAUACACGUUUGUUUAUUACAUUAACAAUGAGCGUUUUUUAAGAUUCCUUGAACUUAAUUAUAAAUUUAAAUCAUACAAGUACCAAUAUACUACUCGUACGUCAUAUUUUUAAUUUGAAUUUUAAAAAGUCUCAGUCUUAAAUAUUUUAUUUUUCCUAUCAUGUAUUAUGCAUCUGCGAAUGAAAAAAAUUAAAGCUGUUUUAUUUGUAAAAGUUAAUUUAUCAUUACUUAUACCACGAAGGUACGAUAUACUAUAUUGUAUUAUGUUUAAUAUUCUACUUCUACUUCUCUUUCGUCUUCAUCCCAACUAUUUGGGUUCGGCCACCCUCGUCUUAAAAUCGCUACUUGUCUGAUCUUUACCUUCCAAUCCUCUACAUCCGCCAUUCUCAAUCACAUCCAACCUCCUCUUUUUUGGUUUCCCCUCUCUUGUACGUCUAUUAAACUAGGUACCUAUAUUAUAAUUUAAACAUAUAGGUAUAUUAAAAAAAUAUAAAUCUGUUACUGUUUAUGGGUUUGCACCUGUUAUAGGUGGGUAUUUGGGAAAAUAAAAAUGUACACUACGGUAAAUCAUUAUUGACAAAGUACGAUUCUGAGACAAACUCAGAUAUUUUCUUCAGUAUUUUGAAAUGGUGUUGUUUUUACAAUUUCCGUCAGAAUAUAACUUAAAACGCAUAUAAUAAAAAAAAAACUACUGUCAAAUUUUUUUUUUUUUUGUAAAAGUUGUAGAUUAUGCCUUUUAAAUGCAUUAAUCAAUGAGUAUCAAUUUAAAUGUAGUACCUAGUUUAAUUAAAAUUUAUAUUUAUAUUUUUCAAUUCAAAAGUACUUCCAGUUAAGAUUCUCAAUUCAAAUAAAUAUUAAGUUAUUCAUUCUAUGUAUUGUGUUAACAGGUCUAACAAUUAUGGUGGGUGUGAUAUUAAUAAUGGAGCAACUCAGCAAGCACCUUCUGUGAAACAAGAACCUACUUGUGCUGAUGAUGGAUACGAAACGAGUGGUGGUGGUACUGAUGCCGAACAAGCCGCUGCCAAACAUUCUGCCGCAGUAGCUGUUGCAGCAGCAGCAGCAGCAGCAGCUGCAGCUCAGCAUCAUAGUAAUAUCAUGAACCAGUUACCUCCGAUGCACCAUCAUCAACAGCAACAUAUGACUGCACACAUGCAUCCACACCACCACGGACAUCCUCACCACCAUCAUCAAAUGAACAACAUGCAACAACACCAGAUUAAGUAUGAAAUGCCUGAUGAUCCAUACAGUUUUGUAGAUGAAGAAAUGCAACAUCAUGGUCAACAGAACAUGCAGUACACUGAAGAAAUGAUGUUACAACAUUUGCCAAAAAAGCGAGGCAGAAAGAAAAAGUUUAAACCAGAGGAUCAAAUGAAGUAAAGUUGAUAUAUAUAUAUAAUUAAUAUUAUUGUUAUGUAGUUUUGUAUCUAAACUGGUUAAUGAUGUAUCUUUAGUUUACAAUGUUUAAAUCCUGAUCAAGCAUUUGGAUUAAUGCAACAUAUGUUGCCAAAAGAUAAAAUGUUAAAUCCUGCCAAAGUGUAUAAGGAGAGAAAGAAACACGAUAGAUUCAAUGGUAUGCCCGAAGAAGAAGUUUCAAAGCGCACUUUACCCGACCAUUUAACCAAUAAUUUGGAUAUUGUAAUUGUGAGUAUAAUAUAAUCUAAUUGUCAUGUUUAAACUUUUUUUUGAGAAUUUUUAAUUUAGUCUUUUUAAACUUCAUUAUUAGAUACCUACAUAUAUAAUAUAAUUAUUAUAUUAUGCCGCAUCUACACCUAAGUAACAGUGUUAUUUAACAAAGUUAAAUUACUUGUUAUACAAAUCCUAUAAAAAUGACCUUGAUUAUAUAGUAUUAUAUUCUUCAAUGGACAGUAAAUAGUGCUAGAAAAUCAAAUAACAAAUAACAUUUCAAACUACUGAGAAAAUUAAUUAAUUAAUUAAGUUUAUUUAUUUAUUUUAGUUUAAAAAAUUUGACAAAUGAAUAAAUCUCAAAUUAUCUUAAACUCUACAAUUAUUUAUACAAUUCUAGAAGAGUGGUGCAAUAAAAAUAGACUUUUUUAAAAUAUGCAUUAUUUAAUUACAUUUAAAUAUAAACUAUAAUAUGAGAUACAUUUCUUUUUAAAAGUUAUUAAUUAACACUGAAAACAUAUCUACUGCAACCGCAAUCUACACCAUCCCUUUUGGGGGAGGGGAAGAUUUGAGUCUGAAAACAACUUAAUUCUUUGACACAAAAUGUUACCUUCCUUUCCCUCAACGUAGUAUAUUUAAUGUUCUGUAUCUGUUAUUGGUUAAACCAUACAAUUUAUAUACAUAUACAUGUAUAUCAGUGUUUUAAAGGCUAAACACAUCUGGUAAAAAAGAUAAACUAGUUUAUCUAGAAAUUGGGUUUGGUACCCUAUACAUACUUAGGACAACAGUACACCAUCAAUGUCCAACCAACAUUCAUCAUCUGAGAAGUAGAUAACAUACAACAUGAUGAUCGGUCUUGAGUUCCAAAUUAUUACUUAUAAAUAUGGACUGCUCAUUAAUAAAUAUUUAAAAAAAAAUUUUUAGUUUAAUUAAAUGAAAUAGAAGUUCCUAAAUUAUGCAUUUUAAGUUUUAUUUGUAUGUUCUUUCAUAAAAAUAUGUCACUUUUUAAAAAAGUAGUUUUUCUAAGCUUUUUUCGAUAAGGAAUCAUUACAUCACUUAAAAGAUCAUUAUCACUAUACUUUUUUCUAUUAAAUAAUGAAGGGUAAACCUUCAUUUAGUUUUUUUUAAAUUUAUUUAAUGUUAAAAUCACACAUAUUACUGCUGUUAUUAUGUCAAUAACAGAUUAAUAUAAUAACAUAUUUCAAUUUGGUAUGAACAUGAAUAUUAUUAUAACAUUUAUUUUUUGGUAUAUGUUAUAUGUUAUGAGAUGUAGAUAUGACAUUAAAUAUAUUAUACAAAAUUUCUUUAAAAUAAUUUGUAAUUGUUAAUUUAUUUAUUUAAGAAAAUAUCAAAUAAUACAUUUUAUUGAUUGGAAUUAUACAUUUCCAGAUUGGUAUAAAUCCUGGUUUAUUCGCUGCUUAUAAAGGUCAUCAUUAUGCAGGCCCUGGAAAUCAUUUUUGUAAGUAAAACUUAAUUAUAUUUUUUGUGAUAACUGUUUAUAAUUUUAUAUUUUUAUUCUUAGGGAAAUGUUUAUAUCUAGCUGGUCUUACACCAGAACCAAUGACUGCUGAUGAUGAUUACAAACUACUUCAAAAUGGUAUUGGUUUUACUAAUAUGGUAGAGCGAGCUACCAAGGGCAGUGCUGAUCUCACAAGAAAAGAAAUUAAAGAAGGUUUGUUUUCAUGUUUGUAAUAAGUCUAUCUUUUUAUAGAAUAAUGAAAUGUGACUGACUGUCUAUAGCAUAGUACUAGUCUUAAAAUCAACAAUAUUUAUUAUUAUGUAUUAUUCAUAUUACUUAAAUGGUGCAUAAGUUAUCCUGUAGCUUAUAAAAAUCAAUAAAAAAAUAAUAAUUACUGAAAUUAAAAUAAGCCUUUAACUUAAACAAAUAUAUAAUUAAAAUGAUGUGACAUACUUGCUUUAAACUUACAACUUUGUGAUAUUGUAUAAUAUAUUAAAUUACUACUUUUGAAACUUUUAGUGUCCUAAAUUUAUUAUUCAUAUUAUUUAGUACAUUCUUCUGUUGUACAAGUAUAUCAAAAUGAGUUAAAUGUUUAUAUUUGAAACAUUUUAGUAUAAUUUUAUAAUAUAUAGUAAAAUAAAUUUUACAUUUUUUAGUAAAUUUUACAAUUUUUAAAAAAUCUAUUUUGUACUUAAUCUCAUUUUAAUAUUUAGCAUUUUUAUACCAGAAUAUAAUCAAUAAUUUAUAUUUGAACUGUAUUAAAAUCUAUGUCCUAAUAAAUGAUUGGUAAUAAAAAUUCUGAAAAAAAUAUUGUCAUUAAUUUUUUUGAAAUAGGCAUUACCUUUAGUUUAAACCUAACCUAACUUUUCAAUUUAAACUAAAUUGAUGCAUUGAAUUAAGAAAAUUGGUCAUUAAAAAAAAAAUUCCAUUCUAUUCACUUGGUGCACCAAAAAACAUAAAUAUGUUCAAUAAUUCUUUUGUAACUUCAAAGGUCAAUAUAAUAAAAACUUAGUCAAGUGGUCUUUGUUAUGAAGAAUGUAUUUAAAAUGGCCAUCAGGUAAACUAUGAAAGUUAAUAAGGUCCACUUGCCCUUGCUUAUUCAUGGGAGGAAGCUAAAAUAGGCAGUAUAACAGGCAACAACGCCUCCUACCUUUUUUUUGAUUGAUUUCUCUAUAUAACUGUUGAAAUUGGCAAUGAAAUUAUUUACAGCAGCUAUUAAUAGGAUAUUGGAGUAGUUUUCCUUUAUUUUCUUGUUCUUUUUUGUCUCCCCUUUAUGUCCCCUGGCCUCAUGAAUGUCACAAAUAAUAUUAGUAAAAUUUUCAAUUGCUACCAUAAUUCUUUGAUAAUCGAGCAUCUAGCUACCUCAAUUAAUUCAAAUUUAUCAAUGACAUGAUAAUAUCGCCUAUGUUUCCUUAUAAUUAAUAUUUUUUUAAUAUUUGAAUUGCUUCUUUUUCUUUUUGAACCAUCCUCUGUGAAUCCGUGAUUAAUUAAUAAUAUUUAUAGAAUAAGUAUACUUAUAAAAAAUAUUUGAAUGCACUGUUCACUGUGUAAAACCGACUUAAAUGACUAAAUAUUAAACAAUAUAUAAUAUUGACAGUAGGUACCUAUAUGGUUUAUUUAGGUAAUAGAAAACCAGUAACAUCAAUAAGAUAAAAUAUUUUAUACUACCUUAUUAUUAUUAUUAGUAAUAUAUAGUUAAAGUAAAUAUAACAUUAUGCAAAAAAUUUAAUUUAUAUGAUUGUUAAAAUAAUUUUAAAUUCUGGUCAUUCAAUGACCACAUUAAUAGUAUAGCACGAAAAAUGUAUUGUUGUAUUUCUUGCAUUCCACAGAAAAAGAGCUGCCUAAUUCAUGCAGUCAGCAAAAUAAUUUUGCUAGUAAAUUUAUAAUACAGUUUUAAUAUAUAAAAUAACUUAUUAUAAACUAUAUUUAUUUAUAAUCAAAAUUCACUAACUCAUAAUAAUGCUUAGUUAUUGAAUUGUUGUUAGGUCAUUUGUUUUAAAAACCACUUUAUACUAUUGUAUAUUUGGGGACAAUUUGUGUACAAUUUUUAUUAAAUUACAUUAAUUAUUUUUUACCUUUUAGGAAGUCAGAUUCUUUUGGAAAAAUUACAGCGGUUUAAACCAAAAAUUGCAGUAUUUAAUGGGAAACUUAUUUUCGAAGUUUUUUCUGGUAAAAAAGAUUUCACAUUUGGUCGUCAACCAGAACUCGUAGAUGGAACAAAUACAGUGAGAAAUAAUUUAUAAUUUAAAUCUUAAUUAUAUAAUUAAUAUAUAUAUUUUCAUUUAUAAAUAUGUUUGUAUCAUGAUCUUGCAAAUUUUAUGUUUAACAUUUAAUUAACAUACAAUAUUAUUAAAAUACUUAACUUUUAAACAUGUUGGCUGUCAUGAAGGUCAUUUUCGACCAUAGAAUUUUUAUUUGGUGGACUAUGAGGAGCUAUUAUCUUGUCCCUCAUUACUGUCAUUUUUGUAGAGUCUUUAGAUCAAAUUGCUUCUCAGUUAGCAUCUAAAUAUUGUCCUAUUAGAUUUUUUGUUAUCAACUGGUUAAAACAAUUUAUUUUUAGGGUUUAAAUAUGUGUAUAUUUAUAUGUAUAUUUCUUUUUCACUGAUAUACAUUGUCAACUUGUUAAAUUAAAUAUUGGAGAAUUCACCAACUUUUUUCAUUUUGUUUUAUGAGAUAUAAAUUAAUUAAAUUAUAAUUAAAUAAUAAAAAUAGCCUUGUGAUUAUUAAUAAUACUUGUUAUAAAAUACAACAUUUCUAAUCAAGGUUUACAUAAAAUUAGUACUGAUGUAAUGAUUUAAUUAUAUUUUUGGUUAAGUACUUAUAAUUGCCACACAAUUUUUAAAUAUUUGAUGAGUUAAAUAAAAAAAAUGUGAUUAAAUUUAUUUUAACUUCAAUUUUUUUUAAAUAAUCAAACAAAACACUGAAACACAUUUCAGCAUAAACAAUAUUGUUGUUAUCAUCAGUACUAUAUUUAUAUUAGCAUUGAUGAUUAUCUACAUUUUGUUGUAAAUUGUAUUGUAUUUUUAUGUAAUCAUUUAGUAGGUAUAAAAAUUUAUAGUUCCAUGACAAAAUUACUUUUUGGUAAAAUGCUCAGUGUACAAAAAUUACCUCAAGUAAUUUAUAAUUUAAUUUGUUUACAGCUGCUCUAAUUAUUUAACAUUUAAUAAAAUUGUAUUUGAAAAUAUAUUAUAUUUAAAUAGGUUUAUAUUGUUUAUUAAUUUAUAUUAUGUGUAAUGAUUUUUAGUACAUGUGGGUUAUGCCAUCAUCUAGUGCUCGAUGUGCUCAAUUGCCAAGAGCUGCAGAUAAGGUACCAUUUUAUGCAGCAUUAAAGAAAUUUCGAGAUUAUUUAAAUGGCCUAGUUGCUGAAAUUGAUGAUAGCGAAGUUGUAUUCUCAUUUACCAAAUUAAAAAAUUAUUACGAGCCAGAUAUCAAAGAUGAACCUAAAGAUGAAGUGGCAUCAGUAUAUUUUAAUAAUUAUAAUUCUGUAGUUGAUAAUCAAGAAACAGUAGAAAGUAUUGUUGAUGUCAAAGAUGAACCACCUGUAGUGCAAAAAAAGAAACGAGGAAGACCAAAAAAAAUAAAAAAUAAAGAUGGUGCACCUGAAGAAGUGAAAGUUAAACGCCCUAAACCUCCAGUAGUUGAAAACCGAGAAGGAAUGCCUAAAAAGAAAAGAGGGAGGCCGAAAAAAAUUAAACCAGAUCCAAAUCAGUUACCACCAGCAAAUAGUAUAGUGCCACCAGUGUUGUCUUGUGAACACAGUAACCCAUCAACCCAAUUAUCAAAUUGUUUCUCGCCACCAACUCAGUCUCCAAUGAACUUAUCACAGUUAUAUGGUGGCAAUAACGUUAUAAAUAAUAUAUACAACAACCAGAGCUCUUCGCAUUCUCCUAUAUCUAAUAGUGGUGGUGGUGGAGGAAGUGGAGGUGGUGGUACCAAUGGUGGUGGUAGCAGUGGAAACAAUCCAAAUUUUCAUCAUCACCGUUCACCUAUUCAAUCACAACAACACAGGUACUCUCAGUCACCACAAGCUCCUUCUUUUACCCACUCUGAUUUGUCAUCGGAAAUUAGUGCAGCUAUUUCUUCAGAACAUAAUUUAGGAUCACGAUCUCCAGCAUCUCCUAGUUUGGGACCACCCGAUUUCGAACCACCAGCUAGUCUGCUAGCCGAAGAUAAUAGUCCGCAUAGCAGUCAACAUAGUAGCGGAGUGACCAAAGAAGAUCUAAUCAGUGUUGAUCAACACUCUAGACCUUCACAAAUGGAAUGCCAGUUUAAUAACUCUGUCGGUGGACCUCAACAACCACAGAAAACCAAUACAAAGAUUGAUAUGCAUCAUUAUCCUCCACCACAUGUUUAUGAUGAAUACUCAGCCAAUGUUGAUUCUGUAGCAGGAUCGCCAGCAUAUCCACCAGCAGAGUCUCCUGUGUAUCCUCCUCCACCUACAGGAUACCCUCAACAACAACAUCAACAUCAACAAAAGAUUACAAAUAGUCAAGAUGUGACAGCAAAAAGUCUAUCUGGCUUAGAGUCUUUGGUUGAACAAAUUCCUAAUAUGAAUGAUAAUGAUGUUCAGCAUGGUGGACAUCAUCAUCAUCAGUAUAUGGAUGAAUCCAAUUCAGGUUAUAUGCCAAAUGAUUAUUCGUGCUCCCCUUCUUUAAAUUAUUCUUAUUCAACAUCACCUUGUACGUCACAAGGAAAUAUGAAUAAUUUUUCAGUCAGCUCAUUAACAAAUGGUGGUAAUCAUCAUCAUCAACAACAAGUCUCGAUGUCACAACCAUCAACAUUUUCUGUCAGCAACUUGACAUCCUCGUACCCACCACCACCACCUCCAAUAAAUUAUAACCAUCAUCAUUCUGGUGGUGUUAUGAUGGAUAUGGAUAGAUUACAGCAGCAGUACCAACAGCCAUACAAUAAUCAGUAUGCCAGCUCAAUGCAAUUUAACGGUGGGUUAGGACCACCUGGAAAUGGAUAUGCACAUAAUACACAUAACAUACAUAUGCCAACACCGAAUUUCCCUUAUCCACCUCAAAACUCAAUGUCCUCAUAUGGUAAUAAUAAUAGUGGUAAUGGAGUUUCACCCUAUAUCCAGUCAAGUGGUGGUUAUUUAUCUGUAAAUCGUAUGGACAUUGGAUAUGGCGGUGGUAACUAUUAAACUCCUCGCGGAAACGCUGUAAAAGACUGCGAUAUUUUCUCAGAUUUUUGUUCAACCAUCGCAUUGUAAUCUCUUUUAUCAAUUAUUGUUUAUAAUAAUAUUAAUUGUAAAUAUUAUAAUACUUGGUUAUAUAUUCAGGGAACGGUUCAUUGACUUGUAUGCAACUAAGAGAAUAGUUUGAGUUAUUAUCUCAUAAUAUUUAUCUUUUAUCUACCCAAUAAUCAUAUUACAUUUUUAUUUUAUAUCCUAAAUUCGAUUAAUUAAAUUGUAAAUACUCUACUUUAUUUUAAUACCUAUAUAUUAUAUUAUAUAAUACGUAUAUUUUUUUUUUAAUUAUCAGUAUGAAAUAAUACGCUGAAGUUACCACAGAGUAUUAAAUUUACUAUCUUCGUAUACAAUGGCACAUUAGAAUCUUAUACAAAAUUUAUAUUUUUUCUUUUUAAAAACUUCUACUUCUGUUCAUUAAAACUAUUCUCCAAAUGAUUGGCGAUAUCGUAAAUUUUGCGAUUUUAACUCGAAUUUGUUCAAUGUCAUCUUUUUGCUCAACCAAUAUUAUUGUUAUAUUAUUAGAGUAAUACAAUAUUUUCACGUUACCAAUAUUUAUCCUCCUAAGUAAUUUUUGUUUUCGUGUACAUUGGUAUUUUAUUUGUUCAAAUGGUUCGUGGGUUCCUAUCGGUUGAUUUAUGAUGUGUCCAAAAGUAUUGUGAUUAUUAUAUACAUUUUAACUGGGUUUGUGCAAUUAAAUCAGUUACCUCAGGUAUAGAAAUUAUUUCAAAAACUGCAAAAUCAAGACUAUAUAUAAAUGCAAUGUUAAUGUUAUAUUGGUCAAAUUAUUACAUAUGACUAUUGAUUAUAAAUAUAAAUAUUUAUAAUCAAUGAUAUAACUUAAAUUGGACACUCCAAAAAAAUGUAUGGAAUUUUUAAGGUAACAAAUGUAUGUAAUAAAUCAUAAUUAAGAUUUGAUACAAAAAUCACUGUGUUUCACAACUGUUUUGGUUUAAAAAUCUAUAAGAAUCAUUUUUUCACAAUUGUUUUAACAUUGACUCCCCCCCCUCCCCAAAUAUGUAUCCAAUUAAAACAGAUUAAAACUAUUAACAAAUUCCACAAAUAUUACUCACUAUUGUAAUUAUUAUGAAAUAAAUUUAGAAAAUAGCAACUUCUUAGGUCUAUUAUAUUUAAUUAAUAAGUAUAAUAUUCUAAAAUAUGCGUUCUGAAACUGCAUAGAUUAUGUCAGUUUUAUUUAUUUUAACACUUUUUCAUUCGAUUUCUAUAUUUAGUUUAUUACACAUUAGUAGAGUUUAAAGUGUUUAUUAUAAAAUAGAAAUUAAUGUAAUACAUUAAGAUAAGCAAAUAUAUUAGUGUAGUAAUAGUAUUAUUGAGAAAACAUUUUGCUUAAUUAUUGAACAUAAUUUGAUUUUAAAUAUGCUAAAACAAUAUAAUACCCCUUUUCAAUUAGAAUACUAAAAAUAUUAAAAAUUAAGUGUUUGUAUUUAAAUGUGAUUAGUUAUCAACCUCUAAAGUUAUUUAUUAUUUGAGCAGAUGAUAUAUACAAAUAAUCAUAAUUUGUUUUGAAAAAUCAUUGAACAUAAAUUUGAGUAAAAUAUUUAUACUGAGACAACAAAAAAAAAUUAAAAUUAAAAUCAAAUGUUUGGGUUUUUAUUAUUAUUUAUGUUCAUUAAUAAUAUAAUUAAAAGUUUUAUCUUUGUUUUUUUUUUUUAUAAAUUUAAAAUUUUUGUUGGAAUUUAAUGUGUAUAACAAAAAAAAAAAAAAAUUGUCAAAUCAUAUUUAUUAAUAUUUCAAAUGUAUAAUUUUACGAAGACAAAUACAUAUUAAAUGUAUACUUAUACAUAUAUUAUGAAAGUGAUCCUCUCAAUUCUUUUAAUAUGUUUAUUUAUUUUCUUCUUUACAAUUAUGCAAAAAUAACAAAACCUCACUAUUUAUAUUAUUUCCUUGUUCUUUGUUAUAUAAUAUUAAAUACAUAUACAUUUUUUAAGAUAUUCAAUUAUUUAAAGAAAAUUUUAUGAGAGUAGACUUGAUAUUAUUUGCUUGUAGUAAAAUUAUUAUAUUUAAUUUGUUUAUUAUUAUUAUUAAUAUUAUUAUUAUUAUUAUUAUUAUUAUUAUUAUUAUUAUUAUUAUUAUUAUUAAUAUACCAAUUACUUCAAUAGUACUAAAAGUAUGUUAUAAAAUAACUUUUGUUUGUUUUUUAAUAAUUAUUGAAAUUUAAUUAUUUUAAUUUUACAAUUUUAUUAAAGUAUGACCCUUACAACUUUUUUUUGUUAAAGUUAAUAUUUGAUACACAAUAAUGACACUUUUAAAAUCAAUACAAUUCCUAUAUAACACACUAUAUAUAAAAAAAAAAUAUACAUUUAUAUAAAUUAUUUUUCCAGUCCUCAUUAAAUGUUCAUACAAGUAUUAUGUGUACUGUAAUAUUAUUUUAUAUAUAAUGGUUUAAUGUCCCGUGUAAGUCUUGAGACAUUUUUAAGCUUAGAACAAAAUGUGCCAAAGGAUAACACACAAAUUGUAUACAACUAAUAUUAUGAUGUGAUUUGGCUCAAAUUCGUUCCUUAAUUUUAACUUGUGUGCGUGUGUCGGUCAAUGUUUUAGGGUUCAUUAGAUUGUCAUCUUUUGUUAUUGUUUUUAUUUUUUUUUGUCUUUUCCAUUUUGAUAGAUUUUUUCGUCAACUUUGUUAGAGUUAUUUCUGUCAGUGAAUAAUUGCAAUACUUGUUAAAAAAAAAUGUAAAAAAUAAAAAAAAAUUUUUCAAUUGUUAUCUAUGUUUAUUAACAACCAGUAGGGAUUAAACUUAAGGACUAAGGCUUAAUGGAAAUUGUUAAAGAACUUAUCUUGAAUUAAAUAUUACAGUCCAAAAUUUGAUUUUAGAAUAAAGUUUGAAAACAUGUUAUAUUGAUCAUAACCCACAGUUUGCACGAAAUAGUAUCAUAAUUGAACCUAUUAGGAAUUUCAUAGAUUAAUCAAUUUUUAUUUAAUUGUAAAUGUUUUAGUGUUCGUAAAUAUAUAAUGGACUGAUAAAAAAUAAUUUUUAUCUAAAAUGUCAUAAAUAAUUACAUUUCUUAUCAUAAUUAACUCUAUUAAUUUAUAAUAUACCUGUAUAUAUUAUAACAAAGGCUUUGCAAUGAAUUAACUAGGUAAAUAAGUAAAACAAACUUUACCUAACAACAGCUGUCCCUGAAUAAAUUAGUUCAUUAUAAUAAAAGAACGUGAUAAGAUCCAACCAAAAUGUUUUCACUUAAUAUUAUGUACUGGUGUUAUAUAUUGGCAACCAUAAAGUAAUUGGUAAACAAAAUGCAAAGAUUAAUAAUAUAACCAAACAAGAUACCAACAAAGAAUAUACUAUUGUAUUUAAAAUCUCAUUUAUAUUUCACUCUUUUAAGAAAAAUAUAUUUAUAUAAUAUUAUAUAUUAUAUUGUGUCUAAUAUUAUACUUAUAUAUUUGUAUGCAUGUAUUAUGUUGGGAUAAAUAUUUAUUUAAUUGUAAUUAUAUUAUAUAAAUAUCUAUUUUUCUCUAACCUUUUAUGUUAGUGAUUAUAUUAAUAUUAGUAAGUUGUAAUUUUUUUUUUUUGUGUAUCAAUUUCGUCCUUUAGAACAUAUUGCAACUUACCUAAUAAAAAUGUACUGUACAAAAUGACUUCUUGUUCAUGAGAUAUUAUAAAUAAGUAUAUUAUGAACUCAAUGAACUGCAAUUAUCUGAUGUCUAAGGAUUUUAUCUUUCAACUUAAUGCAUAUUUUUUUCCUUUCCCAUUUUGUGUAUAUUAUUAAUCUUCUUUUUUUUAUUUUUGUUUUCUAAACAAAUUGUAUUGUAUAUUACAUUAUGAUAUACCUACCUAUGCCGCCCCUUCGUAGCAAUUCUAUAAUGAUAAUUUUGGUAUUUUUUAUUGCUGUGUCGAGUGGACAUUUUCGACAUAACUAAUUUUUGAUUAUACAAAAAAAAAACCAAACGGAAAAAAAAAUGUACAUUGUGUAUGAUAUAUAAACGAAACAAGGUGCAUUUUGAAUUUUUAUUUCUUUUUAGAAAUGUAUCUUAGUAUUAAUAAAAACUGUGAAUAUUUUGUUUUGAUUAUUUAUUUGUUAAUAUAGUCAAAUAGUCGAAAGGGGCUAUGUAUGUAGCCUCUGGUCUAUAUAUUAAUGUAUGAUAAUAUGAUUAAAUAAAGAUAUCGUUUUAGUCUUAAUGUUUUCUUUUUUUUUUUUUAUGGGAGUUGAUUGAACAUUUUGAAAAUGAAAAAACUAUGUAAUUAUUAUUUAUUAUAUUAUUUGAAAUAUAUUAAACGUCACAUUCAGGA